AUGUUUUCGUCUGGCCUCUUGAAGCUUUCUGACUUCGGCUUUGCCACUUUCCUCCGGACGGAUGAAACGAGCAAAGAGGAUGUCGGCACGCCAGCCUACAUGGCGCCGGAGCAGCACCUCCUGAAGAAGGGGAGCAAAGGUUAUGGACAUCCGGUGGACGUCUGGGCUGCGGGCUGUACACUGCACAUGCUUGUCUCCGGCGGCCGCCAUCCCUUCAUCAAGACAAAGGCGAACUCGAAGCAAGUCCUGGACAUGGAGAAGCUCUAUGCCGGUACCUUGGACUUCGGCGCCUCCAUGUUGGGCGGGCUGAUGGGAGGCGCCUUCCAGGCCGCAGCGCCGGAAGCACGAAGCCUCUGUCAGCGAAUGGUGUGCCCUGACAUCGAGAAGCGGCUUUCCGCUGACGACGUGCUGCAGGACAGCUGGCUCACUCGCACAUCACAGGAAGCGAUCCUGAACGCACCGAGCCUGACGGAGCAAGGCUAUGCGCAGCAUUUCCGACAGCUUCAGCAACAGCUGGCCAUCGCUGAAAAGCAACUCAAGGAGGCGGAAGAGCGGGAGCUGACACUGAAGAGCAGAUUGCAAAGCCAAGAUGAUUCAGUGAUGGUUGUCAGCAUUCCUCUAACACUUCCUGAGUGCAUGAAGCGAUGCUAUUCCUGUGCCUCGUGUACAAAGGCAAGCCCGGUUCAGAAAAUUGACAGAGAACGCGUGGUGAGGUGA
Symbiodinium sp. CCMP2456 is the source of this 717-nucleotide messenger RNA. NCBI's taxonomy places the organism in Eukaryota, Dinophyceae, Suessiales, Symbiodiniaceae. The record is from the annotation of a GenBank genome assembly.